UUCUUCACCCUCAGGUUUUUAAUUGGAUUUGCUUUCAGGUGGGCAAGCCUCUCAUCAGUACCUUCACCACUUCUCUUAACAUCAAACUUUCUCACUUCUGGUCCCUAGUUUCUCAUCCUUUGGCUCUGACUAUCUACACUCUCAGCCAGGACUGGUCUCAAAACUUUUUCUGUAUGCCUAUCCUCCUUUGUGCCUUCAAACAGUUGGCCUGUUCAUGUUGGUGCUACCUCCUCACCCAAACCAACUCUGAUUUUUUGUUUCAUAAACUGAAGCCCAGCCCCAACUUCUUCUACCCCAUUCCUGCUCUCUUUUGCUCCAAUCACACACUUCCAAGUUCAGCCAGAAAUGUUACCUCAUCUUCAGAUGCAAGAUUUGUUUUGUCCUUUGCUUGCAAGUUUGCAACCAUGUAGUCUUUUUUAUGUCCAAUUCCUGUAGUCCUUCAGCUAUGUGCAGAGUUUUUCAGUGGUAGUCUGUCUGUCACUUCCUUCUUCCAGGCUGUUCUACAGUGGCCCACUUUUCAGCUAUUUUCACAUGGAUUGUCAGUUUCCACCAUUGCUAGUUCUCAUAUGGCUUUAUCAACUACAGUUCCCCUUACCUAUUACCACCAGGAUUUUUCUUUCCCUGUUCUCUCCACUUUGUUCAGAUCUUUCCUUCUUCAAUGACUUCCUCGUUCUACUCCCUUGCCUGUCUGGAACCAUAAUAUGGUUUUACAUGCUCUGUUCAAGCUGUUAGCUUAAUGUUCAUUACAAAAUCUUUCUCUGAAUACACAUUUGAUUCUCCUUCUCUCCUAUGGCUCUUCUGUCACCCUCCUUUCAAUAUCUUACCUCAAUGCUGGUUCAGACAUGAAUAAUCUUCUGUAUCUGAUUCAGGCUGUUUGAUGUUAUUUGGCAUGUAGGUCUUCUUUUCAACAUUUUUAUCAUUGUUUCUACCUUAAAACCCCCUCUUCUUUUGGGGACCUCUUUCAUUCUGCUCUUACAGUUUGAUUCACCAACUCUAGUUUGUGUAUUCCUUCUUGGAUAUUGAUGAUUCAGACUCUUUCAUAUUUUUUGCAUUAGAUUCAUAAUCUGUCUCACUCUAUUGUGUAUCACUUUUGCCGACCCUUGGAUGACUCAGCACACAUUCAUCUCCCAUUAUCUUCAUAACCUGGCUGUAUCAUCUUUUGUGGGAUGCCGACUCCCUCUGAUCACUGUUCUUCAUUUUUGUACUGUCUAUGAGAAGGGUAAGUAUAUUUUCUUCUUCAUUACCCUCAUCUAAUCAUCUUCCCGUUUAACCUGUUAUCCCUGAACUGAACACUUGCAGUACCCAAAAGUUGCUUCAGAUCAGGGAUAACUGAAUGUGCUCUACCAGUGUCUAUUGUUGAGAUGAGAUGCUCUGCAUAACCUCUUGAGAUAUCUUCGUGGUAUUAAAUUUACUCAGUUGCCUGAUCCACACCAUACCAUUCUAUGGACUAUCAUGGAAAAAGCUGGUGCCAAGGAUUUGGCUGCCCACAUCUUUGGCUCGUGCUUGCUGGCUUCUAAAGAAUAGGAUUUCAUGGUCACUCAUUGCAUCGUCUCCAGUAAAGGACCUUUCUAACAUGUGUUCGAUAGAUGUGGAUACAUGCACUUUUCCUGGUCUCCCCAGUGCAGAUUCUCCUUCCCACCUCUUGUCAAGUCGAGCAUGGGAGACCCUUGCCACUAACCAGUAUCUAGCCACUGGGGUAGUGGACCGUGGAGAGUUCUCACUGAUUGUGUACAGCACAAUAUGGUGGCAAUAAGGAGGUGGUAGCACACACUAUGUAAUGCAGGUCACCCCUCUUACAGCUAGUGUGCCCUCUUCCUGCAGCAGGAGGAUUGAUCACCUCUCGUCUCUGUCUGUCCAGUUGAGACAAAAUCACACACAUUGUCUGGUCUGAUCAUGCACUAACCACACAACCCUUCUUGGCAUGCCGACUGCUUGUGUGCUAAUGCUUGGUUGGUCAUGCAAAAAUUCUACCCAUCCCUGCAACACUUGGGGCUCUUUUACCUUUCCUUCUUUUUCUUUCUGGGUGAAGAGUAUACCCUUCUUGAGACAAAAUGCUGUCUCACACAAGAAUGUGCUUAUGGAGCCCCUGCCAUUGAGUGUCACAUUCCAUGGACUUUCUCUUCAAGCACUUUCUGAAGGGAGCUCAUCUAUGUUUAAUGUUUGCACCAGCUCCUCUAACAUUUCAAUGGGGGAUUCUAGCUGCUCUGUGUGUGUGUGAAGGUGAGGUAUUGUCUUGGAAGUUAACUGAAAAUGUAUUUCCGAUAGAUAAACACCUUCCCAACCAUCCUUGUAUUUCCGAUAGAUAAACACCUUCCCAACCAUCCUUGUAUUUCCGAUAGAUAAACACCUUCCCAACCAUCCUUAUAUUUCUGAUAGAUAAACACCUUCCCACCCAUCCUCCCCACUUCUGGUGCCUUUUCUUCUUGCCCUGUUUAGGAAUGUAGUUAAUUCAAGUGCAUAGGGGGAGCUAUCUCACAAGAAGGUUGUGUUGCCAGGAUGGCUAUUUUCUCCUGAUGACGAAGUCAUGCACUAACGCAACUAGUGACAUGCAAAUCUCAUAGGCAGGAGCAUGUAGGAAUUCAGGUAAGGUUCUGGAAGAUGCUUAACAGUUUUGUCUUGUCCUGUAGGAAGUCCGAGCGACCUUGCAGGCUUGAGAGUGGGAGACAACAUUUGGGCCAUAGAUGGAGAGAGAACUGCAGGAAAAACACAUUCAGAACGUGUCUUAAAACAGGCUGUUUAUAGAGGAUCAGUAGAACUGGUUGUAUGGAGACCGUACCAGUCUACAUUUGAAGGAGAAAAUGAUCAAAAAGCUACAUCUGAUAAGAGAUUAGAAAUCAAUACUAGUUGCAUGGAAGGGCUAGAACUUGAAACUUCUCAGUCAAGAAAUCAAUCCACAAGCAAAGCUUAUUUUCAUGAAGCUCCAACUAUUACAGAUGACUCAAGAUUAAAACCUUCCUCCGAAAUACAGAGAAAGGCAAAAAAACCACCUCCUGUGCCCGAGAAGCCAAAAUGUCUACCACCAGAAACCAUUAAUCGAAAAGUGUCUGUUGAAAGAAAUAAGACUACAGGAAACGGGAAGAAUGAGUCGACUAACGUAUUGAGUUGCGGUUCUCUGGAAGAAGCUUCUUCAGAUUCCAGUUCGGAGAAUGAAAUGUUUGUGGACGACUUGGAACAGUUAAAAGCUGAAGUUGAAGCUGCUAGUACUCCUAGUGAAGAUCAAAUACAGGAUAACAGGAUCAUGAAUGAAGCAGAAAACCUUCCAGCUGGCAUAGCAAUAUCUAGAAGUUCAGACACUUCUCACUUGACUGCUGCUUCGGAUGAAGACAACUUUAAAUCUAGAGAAGUGAUUGACAAUGAACCUACAUCAGAUUAUACACAGGUUCUCGACUCCAUCAUCUGUGAUGAUCAAAUCCAUAAAGUAGUUGUGAAUAGACCCAGCCUCACCACUGACACUUCUCAAGAACUCGAAUCAGAGGUAAUUAUACUGUUAUAUGUCUUUAAUGUUUGUGCUGCUUGUG
Limulus polyphemus (Atlantic horseshoe crab) is the source of this 3518-nucleotide messenger RNA. RefSeq lists its product as uncharacterized. The record is from RefSeq and is a predicted model, not a curated record. NCBI's taxonomy places the organism in Eukaryota, Metazoa, Arthropoda, Merostomata, Xiphosura, Limulidae. The transcript is spliced from 2 exons. The annotation marks the transcript as partial.